AUGAUAACCUGCAUCAUCAUCAUCAUCAUCAUCAUGAUCAUCAUCAUCAUCAACUGUUUUGCUUCAUUUUUGAUCUUUUUAUUUUCCAUUUUCCUUUCUUUCUUUGAUCUGAUUUUGCUUUUUCUUUUCAUUCAUUUUCUAAUUUUAUUCAUUUUCUAUCUUUCUUUCUUUCUUUCUUUCUUCUUUGUAUAUAUCUAUUUUUUUUUCUCUUUCUUUGAUAUUUUGACCGUUCUUUUUUCUUUCUUUCUUUCUUUCUUUCUUUCUUUCUUUCUUUUUUCUAUGUAUCUCAAAUUUUAUCUCAUCUGUUACCGCAUCCUUCUUUCUUCUGCUUCUCUUCUUUCUCCUUUCUUUCCUGAAAAGUUCAAACGUUUGUUGUUUGUUUGUUUGUUUGUUUCUGUCUUUCUUUCUUUCUUUCUUUCUUUCUUUCUUAGUGUCUGUUUCAUUCUGAACCAUAUAUCUUUCCUUUUUCCUGUUUCUUUUCAUUUCUUUCUUUCUUUCUUUCUUUCUUUCUUUCUUUCUUUCUUUCGUUACAACAGCUAUUACGAAUGCGCAUAUAUCUUUCCUUUUUCCUGUUUCUUUUCAUUUCUUUCUUUCUUUCUUUCUUUCUUUCUUACUUUCUUUCGUUACAACAGCUAUUACGAAUGCGCAUGCGUGUGCCUUCGAGGCUUACUCUUCUGUCAAUGCGAGUUUGUCUGCACAAUUUAUCUAUCUAUCUAUCUAUCUAUCUAUCUAUCUAUCUAUCUAUCUAUCUCAGUAUGUUUCUUUCUAUCUAUCCAUCCAUCUAUCUAUCUCAGUCUGUUUCUAUCUAUCCAUCCAUCUAUCUAUCUCAGUGUGUUUCUAUCUAUCUAUCUAUCUAUCUAUCUAUCUAUCUAUCUAUCUAUCUAUCUAUCUCAGUCUGUUUUUUUCUAUCUAUCUCAAUCUGUUUCUAUCUAUCUAUCUAUCUAUCUAUCUAUCUAUCUAUCUAUCUAUUUAUCUGAUCUAUCUAUUUUUCUAUCUAUCUCAAUCUAUCUAUCUAUCUAUCUCAGUUUUUCUAUUUAUCUCAGUCUGUUUCUUUCUAUCUAUCUCAGUCUGUUUCUAUCUAUCUAUCUUUCUAUCUAUCUAUCUAUCUAUCUAUCUAUCUAUCUAUCUAUCUAUCUAUCUAUCUCAGUCUGUUUCUUUCUAUCUAUCUCAAUCUGUUUCUAUCUAUCUAUCUAUCUAUCUAUCUAUCUAUCUAUCUAUCUAAGUCUGUUUAUCUAUUAG
This is a messenger RNA of Acanthosepion pharaonis, 1239 nucleotides long. NCBI's taxonomy places the organism in Eukaryota, Metazoa, Mollusca, Cephalopoda, Sepiida, Sepiidae. The record is from the annotation of a GenBank genome assembly.